AUGCUAAAGCUUGUGUCGGCAAUUUUGCUUUCAGCCAGUUGUUUUAUGAGUCAAAAGCAACCCAAACCUACACUCAGUGGCCAGCGGAUUAGAACCCGCAAAAGAGGUAAGUGUAUUGUGUGGUAGUUUGGUGGAAUAAUUUACUUUCUUUCGUAAGCUUAAACCUUUCAUGUCUAAUGGUCUGAUUUACUGUACAUUGCCGCUCUAGAGCAGGAUGUCAUCAUUCUCCAAAAUAUCAGACAGCUAGUGUAUGUACGUGACGUGACGUCAGGUUUAAAUCUUUACAAAAAAAGAAAAAUGACUUAUUAGUUGGAAAGAUCCGUGUUUUCCUUUAUGUGUGCCCUAACAUUAACAGUCAUACAUGCCUCGCACAACCUUUUGAAGUGUGGAGAAAAAGGGCUAACAGAAGAAAAUAAAGGGCAAAAGAAAAAAAACAUCACUUCCCGGGGUCAAAAGUGUAAAGGGUGACAGGCAUGCCCCAAAGCAAGGCUACAAAGCCUUUAAACUUUACUGGGUUGAAACUAUUAUUCUAUUUAACCCAUUCAUCCCAGAAAAUUUUGCCCCAAAAAUGGUGUUUGAAGCUUGUCAAGCAAGGGCACUUUCUAUUUUGUUUGAACUAGCCAGCCAGACCAGUCAAGUUGUAAAGAGAAUUCCUGUUUUAAUCACUGCCAUCCAGCCAGAUCAGUCUAGUGACUCUAAUUAGAAGAAGACAUGGCAUCUGUUUACAUGUUCAAUGCACAAAAAUCAAUAAUUUACUUUCUUUCAGUGGUGGUGUGUUUUAGGGAAAAUUUUGAGAAAACACCAACGUUUUAUUUUCAAAAUGACUGGUCUGGCUUCCCUGCUAGGAGAGGGCUCUCAUGGCAAGACAAGAAGGAGAGGAAAGAGAGAGACUUCUGUCAGCCCCUGAUGCAUUUUCUAUCACGCAUGCCCUGGCGCACAGUCUCAACAGGGCGUGCGUAUUCUACAUUAAACAAAAUGGGUUUUAAAAACCAGUAAGUUUCCGCCACAAAUGGGGUUAGUGGCUAGAUGAAAGAACACAUCAUGAUCACAGGCUGGCAGAGGUCUCUCUCUUUCCUCUCCUUCUUCUCUUGCCAUGAGAGACCUCAGCUAGUAGGGAAUUGUCCAGCGGGCCAGUUCUGAUUGUUCGUAAGUGCCCUUAGUCAUGUGGCGGUCUAUUCACAGUGUAGUGUAUUGAUUACCAUUCCAGUUUUCCCAUCAGAAACUACAGACAAAACUGGCACAAAAAAAGUGAUACUGUUUACUAAAAGAUUGGUUCAGUUAAUAAAGGACAUUAGGCAUGGGUUUGUUUUCCCACAAAACUGAUGGUUAAUUUAGCACUAGGCAUGGGUUUGUUACUGAUGGUUAAUUACUGCUUACAAAGUUCUUUUGCUGUUUUACCUUUUUUAAAAACAAAUCCCUGUAAUUGUGUACAGCAUGAUUUCAAUAUUUCAAUAUUUUCUUGUUAUGUGACAUUCUUUUUAAUCACCUAAUCAAUUUCAUCAACAGACGAAAAAGAAAAGCAAGAUCCUCUUGCAUUUCGUGAUGCUAUAAUACAGGGGUUGCAGGAAAUUGGUAACAAUGAUCUAGAUCAGGUAAGUGCUUAUUUUGUUGUUGUUUUACAGAAUCAUUCAUUAAUCAUAGAGAUUUUUCCAGUAAAAGUAUUGAAGACAUCUUUCAGAAUAGCUGAUGAUGUGGAGUACAUUAAAUUCUGCAGCUAGUCAAGGUCAAGUAAUUUUUUGCCCAUUUACAAAUCCUCACCUUAUCUGUAUUUAGGGCAUGUUUGAUCGAACUUAUUCCAGAAUAAGAAUUAAUUCACCCUUUUCACAUAGACCAUAAUGCACCUUGUUUACCCCCUCAAAUUUUGCAUAACCAUUGUUUUCAAUUUCUCCUGGGUAUCAUGCCCGUCCCAAGAGAAAUCGAAGACAAUUAUGGCUAUGCAAAAUUUGGGGGGGUAAACAAGGCGUAUUAUGGCCUAUGUGAAAUUGGUGAAUGAAAAUAAACUCUACAAAUCCCUUUUUUUGGUGCAGUUAAUGAUCAUUGCAUUGCAAAUCUUGUAAUGUGCUUGAAAUAAAAUAUUCUGCUCUAUGUAACCUUUAAUGGUCCAACAAUAAAUAAAUUAUGGCAUGAGAUUUGCAACAAAACUUUUGUGUAUUGUUAUUCCAGAAUACAAUCAAUAAGCAAAGCGUUGAUAUAGUCAUAUGAUGGGCAGAUUUGAUUAACUGUAUUCUGGUACAUAAUAAAUGGAAUUUGCAUAAUUGGCUGGCAGAUGAUAUUCAGAGCUGUACAUUUAGCUGUAGUAGAGCUCUCUAUUGUUACCUCAACCUAAAUGAAAGGCAAUUGAAACAAUUAUUUUUCUCUUCACUCUAAUUUCAGAUUAAUUAUAUGAUUUCAAAUAAAAUAUUAUUAUGAUCAACAAAAAGCACUCAAUGUAACAUUGAUUUAUUAAUACAUCCACAUCAAGGUGCAUCAAAUACUGUUGAAUUGGUCACAUCUUGGAAGCAGCAUAGCUGAGCGGUCACAGUUAGAGUGCUAGAAUUGCAAUCCGGAAGCCCUGUGUUCAAUCCCAUGGCAACCGCUAGGCAGAUUUGUUCUGGGUAGUCCCAAGUUUAACUCCUUGGUCAUGCCAGUAAAUAGUCAACUGGUUUGCCUCUGGCCAGUGGGGAUUCUUAACCAUGACUGUUUUGUUUAUUUCAGUUAUUUGUUUCUGUCCUUUAGUAUUUGCUGGGUUACAAUAUGCAACAUAAACUGCUGGGUUACCAGUAAUAUUAUUGUAUUACCCCUACAAAGUCAUCUUUUUUCAUUUUGUUCAAAUUUAGCAUUUUACAUUUGUUGAUUUCUUGCUGUGUUUUACUGUUGUCAGGUGUUGACGUUUCUUGACAAAAGUGGGGGCAAGUUAAAUUACCGACUCUAUGGAGAGUGCCUCUUUGAUAUACUGUUCGCAGGAGGAGUUCUUGGUAUGAUGUUUCUCCAAUGUAAAUUGAAAGCUGAUUAAUUAGCAGUCGCUAAUAUAAAGCCCAUGUAAAUGUAGAGAUUAUGCCAAAAUCUCAAAAUGUGACUAGAUUGAUUGCAGAAUACCCAGCCCACUAAAUAUCUCACUUAAAAUACUGCUCCCGCAGUCCCCCACAGCUGUCUGAUUUGUAUAAUAUAUUCUGACAUCGGCUACAGGAUGGAGGGACUGCGGGAGCACUAGUAUACUUCAUUCAGCACUAGUUGUAUACCCACUUGAUAUUCACUUUUCAGUGACUGUGGGAGUGCGGGACUAGCGGAGCAGUCAUAUUACUCACUUAAAUUUAAGUAUCCAGCAUAAUGAAACAAGACUGCAUGAGCAGUUGUUGUUCAAGUAAGAUAUUAAUUUUAGUGUGCUGGUUGUUCUUUAAUAGCUCCCAAAAUGCCUUAAUCAAUGUCAAAGACCUUUGCGUACUCGAACAGAAACACAGCUGAAAGUCUUACAUUAUUGUGGUGAUCUGGGCUACCUUCUCUACUGGUUUUAUCUCUUCAUUAGAUUGUUUAUAACUUAACUACCGGUAAAUUUAUUUUUUAUUUAUUUCAAAUACUUUAUAGCCCCUGGCGGAAGUAUAUUGGAGGAAGGUGAAAAGGCAACAUGGAGAACAUCAGUCUGUGUGUUUGAGGCCAAUGAAGAGGAUCUCAAGACCUACGUGCAGGUGUGUUGUACAAUACAAGUGCUCAAUGAUCACUCUUAUCUCCAUAAUAUUGUGCUGUGCUGUUAUUCAAAAUCUGUGCGAAAUAGUUUUUUAAAAAAAUAAUGUUCAAAAAUGAAUUGAGGUGGGGAGGUUGGGUAAACGCAGGUUCCCUCCUUCCAGAACAUAUUUUUAAUAAUUAUUUACGAUCUCCAAAUUUGCCAAAACUCUCUCAACUACAACAGUUAUAAAAUUAUUAAGUAAUGGAAAGUGUUUAUUUCUCCAAAAACUAAGGAGGCAGCUUGACUUAGUGGUGAGAGCUCUGUGCUUGCAGUUUAGAGGCCCACCCUGUCCUCUAGCUGGAUUUAUUCCUCAGGAGUCCAUAGGUUCAACUCCUAGGAACUUACAGUCAAACCUCCAUCUGCAACCACCUCUCAUAAGCGACCACCUCUCAUAAGCGACCACCUCUCAUAAGUGACCACCUCUCUUAAGCGGCCGUCUCUCAUAAAUGACCACCUGUCAUAAGUGACCAUCUCUCAUAAGCAACCACCUCUCAUAAGCGACCACCUCUCAUAAGUGACAACCUGUCAUAAGUGACCAUCUCUCAUAAGCGACCACCUCUCAUAAGCGACCACCUCUCUUAAGCAACCACCUCUCAUAAGCGACCACCUCUCAUAAGCAACCACCUCUCAUAAGCAACCACCUCUCAUAAGCGACCACCUCUCAUAAGCGACCACCUCUCAUAAGCGACCACCUCUCAUAAGUGACCACCUCUCAUAAGCGACCACCUCUCAUAAGCAACCGCCUCUCAUAACCGACCACCUCUCAUAAGCGACCACCUCUCAUAAGCAAUGGCCUCUCAUAAGUCACCACCUCUCAUAAGCGACCACCUCUCUUAAGGGACCUUCUCUCAUAAAUGACCAUCUUUCAUAAGUGACCAUCUCUUGUAAGCGACCACCUCUUAUAAGUGAACACCUCUCUUAAGCGACCGUCUCUCAUAAAUAACUACCUGUCAUAAGUGAGCAUCUCUCAUAAGCAACCACGUCUCAUAAGCGACAACCUCUCAUAAGCAACCGCGUCUCAUAAGCGACAACCUCUCAUAGGUGACCACCUCUCUUAAGCGACCACCUCUUAUAAGCGACCACCUCUCAUAAGAGCUACUCCUCUGAGUGACUACUUAUGCAAAACACCAACUUUUUGUCAUUCAAAGGCCUAUAAUCAGAACCUGCCAUAAACAACCACCUGUUAUCAACCACUCUUUUAUGAGUAGGGCUUGUCAAAAAUUCAGAAUUUGUUGGCCAUAGGUAAGGGAAAGGGGGCAAUGAUUUGAUAGGGGAGCUGAAUCGAGGCAUGUCUUUUGACUAUUAUUCUCCACAAUGUCUGCAGGUAAUAAACAAAGUUAUCGCACGGUACAGGUACCUGCAGAAGGCAUUUGAGGAGGAAAUUCAAAAGGUUAGUUGUUAGCAAUUGAUGUUGAUGAAUCAGGCAAGCCAAAGGUCACAGCUUUCAUUGCUGUACAUUUUCCAUUUUCACAAUUUUGUAUAAUCACUAUCUCUUAUUUCUCCGCGGUAUUACAGCCACCCCAGGAGAUUUUGGAAUCAGUGCUGAUGCAGCAUUUUUGGAGUGCAAAUAAGAUUUAUUAUGGGCAAUACAUAAGUGGGGAAUAGUUUGUUGUAACCUUGCACUCUUCACACAUACUUAGCCCAAGAAAUAAAAAUUAAGGAAGCAGAUGAGAAAAAUGAAAUUUAGUCUUUGCAUUUCACAAUUGGAUGAGUUCUAUACCUAACAGGUUUCUUGAUAGACUGCUUGACUUAGGCUAGAUACCAAAUUGCAAAAAGUCAAUAGCCUUGAGAAGGGUGAUGAGGUUUCUGGAACUUAGGCUUCUUAUCAUAUUCAAACUGUUGAAAUCCACUAACUUAACCCACCUGGGCCUUACAUAUUGAGACGAAGGCCAGUGCUGUUGGUCAUCAAUGUCAUGGUGUUUUUUUGUUUUUUCAGAUCUUGCUUUUCCUCAAAGGAUUCACUGAAGAUCAGCGAAACAAGCUUGCCAUUGUUACCGGAAUUAUUUUGGCAAAUGGUGAGGUUUGAUACAAAGGUGUUUGUUACUCUGCUGUAGGUUAACUAGUAUAUCAGGGUCACAGGUUAACGUUUAAGAUUCAGGUUUUACCAGUCUAAAAUUAUUAUGAUUUUAAUGCUAAACACAGGUUUGACUGAUGUAAAUUAUACUACACUAUUGUAUUCUAUUUUGUGUUUGUUAUUGAUGGCAAUGGAAUCCUUUUUAAUACUUAAGCUUCAUUUUUGCAUCAAACUGUCAGAUUUUGUCCUUGGUUUUUGCUCGCUUUUCUACUGUGCUUGUUUUCAUACUUCAUACUACAUACUAAUUUUAUAAUUCUGUUACAUGUUUAUUGCAGGCAUGGCACCGCCCACAUGUUUGAACAAACUGUCAAGUGAUAUUCUUAUCAAAGAAGGUGAGUACCUAUUUUUUUAUGUAUACUGUCAAUCGUUUGUGCUACGUUUAUAUAACACUGGUGUCAGUGGAUCCUAAUUUGAACUAGUGGAAAAGAAGUGAUAGUGUCCUUAAGCAACAACAACAUUUUUACAUGUAUCUCGGACAACAAAAAUAACAACCAGAAGUGCAUCUUGUCUCUCUUUUAGUACCCUGACCAGAUAAUGUUAUACUGCAGGAUUUAAAAACGGGUGCAAGCCCUGUGGGUGGGUCUGCAAUAUAAAAGUGACGGGGAUGCUUGUCGUCUCACAUAAGGGAGUAAAUUGCAGAUUUUGGUCUCACCUCUGGCAUUUGGGACAGAAAGUCACUAUAUUUGUCCGUUAAGGUACCGCUUAAGGCUGUCCUCAAAGAAAUUUACAAUUAUGUACUUUUGUCACCUUUUAGUGUAAUAUUAUUAUAAAGGGACAUUUAAUAUGCCUACAGUAGGGUAGCCUAAAUAUUAUUUGACCUUAUUUUUCCAUAGGAAUUGCAUUGCAGUUUUUGACCAAAGUUUUUCAGUCUGUGGUAAAAGAGAAGGAUUUUACCUCUCUCAGCUCGCUGAUAAGAAAAGCUGAGCUGGAGAAUAAACUAAUGGUAAGUAAAAUUGAAGGGGUGCCAUAAUAUGAAAUAAGGCCUUAAGUGACUCAAGUUCUAACGUGAAAUUCUCUCUUUGUCUCACAAGCAUAUACUGGGCAAAUUGAAAGGAGAAUAUAGCAGUUUAUCAGAGCUCACCAUAGGCUUUAUUCCAGGCACCCUUCAAGUGCCCACCAGUACCUUAAUUUAUCAUCACCAAUAUUCUUAGCAAAAAUGUUAGUGAGACCAGGCAAAUAAUUGAAACAAACGAUUUUAAAUGAGAAAUACCGUAAUGGGUUUAAGACUUCCAAUUAUAAGUAGAACGUGUUGAAAAUUUAGGAGUUUCUUAGCUAAAUUUGACACUGAUUGCAUGUUUGUUGAAGCUGCGGGCUCGAUCCUGCACUUACCAGGAAUCUUACGAUGACAAGACCCUGGUUCAAAUCAAAGUUAGGCCUAAAAUAUCAUUUUAUCCACUCUUUUCUUGACCUUUGACAAUCACUUGAUUUUAUUUUGUCUCCAUGUGUACAGGAUUUCUUUCCUCCAAACAAGCAAACUCAAGAAAUGUUUGAAAAGCAUUUUAAUGCAAAUGGGCUGGAUAAACUUGUGUUGUUUCAGGUAACUUGAUUGAUUGAUUAAUUUGUUUUUGUCACAUUACAAGUUUUAAAAAUAUAGUGAAAAAAUAUAGUUUGAAAAAAUAUGGUUAGGGGGAAGCCUGAACUGGAACUCUGGGGCUUUUAUGGGGUCCAGGCCAACUUAAAUUUAUUCCAACUAGAUACAGUGUAGGCUGGCCAAUUAUUUUUAUUGAUCACACUUUAAACAUUUUUAAAAAUCUGAAAAACCACCCUUGAUUUUUUUCUGGUGUAAAUAUGAAGCUCUCUGAAAUUAAUUCUCUGCUUACUUCAAUGAGCCCCCCUUAGCAUUCAGAUACAGAUAUUCUUGAAUUUCAAAACAGAUUAUUUCAUGUAUUGAGGGGGAAACCCUCUUCCUGUUGGCAUUUUAUUAUUGUUUUUGCACCUGUCUUUGUCGCUGUUGCAGUUUCAAACCCAUCUUUACGUCAUCUGUUGCCAUUUCAUUUGUCUUAUGUCGCCAUUUCAAAGCGAUAUUGCUUGUUGGAAUUUUACCCUGACAUUGCUUCUCUUCCCCAUUUUUCUUCUCUUUUCUUAUUUUGGCCUUUUUCUCAUCAUUAUUUGGCUUUAUUAUAAAGCUUCAUUCUUGUAGUUUGCUGCUGUAAAGCUGAUCAAGUUAAUACUACUUAUUAAAACUUGUGGGCAGUGGUAACAUAAGAUUUUCAUUUGAAUUUACUGUCCACUUUCCCAAGUUUAUUAUGGCUAGUAAACUGUUCUGAAUUAUUAUAAUUUUAUUUGGGCAAAAAUAAACAGUUACCAUUUUUAAGUGACACCUACAAUAACAUAAUUAUGUUUAUGUUGGAUUUUAGAAAGCCCAGCAAGCUAUGGGUACACGAAGAGCUUUUCAACAGCAACUGAAAGAGAUGCUUACAGAAGAAACACCCGUGAAAGAAGUAAGUUGUAUGCUUUAAUUUCCCAAGGUUGUGUUCUAGCAGCCCCUGUUUGUCGCUGGUGCCCUACUUUUGAAGCAACCAGGAAAUGUUUCCUUUUUCAUAGAAAUCAUAUGCUGUAUACCUUGGAUUUCACAUGUUCGCAGCACUGGGCUCUCUUCAAUUUUUCUUAGAGCACAGCCUUGAUUUUAACUCUCAUCAACAUCAUUAAAAAAAGGUUAAAUGUUUAUUUAUAGUGGAAGUCUACUUCACUUAUCCAGCUAGUUUAGGGGCACUACUCUCAAAUAAUUAGAAACAAAUAAACAAUAAAGAACAUAACAGGAUUAAAAACCCCAACUGGUAAGAAGCAACCAGUGGGCUUUUUCAAGCAUGGCAAAGGAUUUAAACUUGGUGCAACAGAGAUGAAAUCUAGCCAGUGGCCACAGAGGUAAUAAACCCCGGACUGCCGGAAUGCAAAUUCAAUGAGCUGAUCACUUGGCCAUGUCCUCGCUCUCUUUGAAACUGGAGCCAUUCCAACAUGGUGAACAUCAUAUCACUUAUCAUCUUUAAAAGGAUAAAAUAUUGGUUAAAAAACUUUUCAUUUUUGGCAGGGAGUGGUGGGAAUUAUCAGGAGAUGGCUGUUGUUUGUGGAAUUAAGUUUUUUUUUCAUUUUUUGUUCAGAUGAUAGCAACUUGCAAGGAAGAAAUGAAAAAAUCAGAACUUCUUGAAGAAGAUGUGGUUUUUCUGGUAAGAUAGUAUGAGUAUGUCAACUCACUCUACAGUAACUUUGUGUAAUCUAUUCAAAAGAGUCCAAAACAAUAAUUUAUUUACAUAUAAUUAUUUUAUUCAGAACAUAGCAGCAUUGCAAACUGGGUAUCCAGGAGCCAUUUUUUUCACUUACAAUAAUUAUUUAUUUUAAGAGAUUUAGUGAAUUUUCCUUGAAUUUCUUUGUAAAAAUGGACAUCCACAGAGUGUCCACAAAUCAUUCAGUCUUAAAACUUUUGGUUGUUAAAGUUAUAAACUGAUAAAUCAGUAAGUGUAAAUAUUUAUGUGGUGUUGUCUGUGUAGGUGUGGAAAGGUUUGAUGAAAGCAGUGGAAUGGAACAAAAAAGAAGAGUUGUUGCAUGAUCAAGCUUUGAGGCAUCUCAAGGUACAAGAAAGAGUGUAGCUUGCGCAUGCAUGGCAGAUGUUAAAAGGGGAAGGGGAAGGGGGAAUUCAGGUGCAUGGGACAUGGGAGGAGCGCGGAAAAUGAGUUUUCCUCCAGUGCCCCUGAAUUCCCUCUUCCCAUUCCCCUUUUGACGCCUGUGACUCAGGCUAUAAAGACUGCAGGUCAAAGACAACUCUGAGACCCUCAUGGUAGUAGAACGUACUCCAUGGCCUACAGUGGGCAAUACCCAUUAAGCCCCAAUAUCCACAUACAAAUUCUCCAGAUUGAUCUCUAUAUAUUUCUUAUGAAAUUAUAGUGGAGAAUUAUUUUGUUAAAGUAUCAAAGCAUCCCCUAAAUAAUCAUUUUUUUUAAUUAAGCAAUAGAACACACUUUCUAUGGGUUUACCGGCGUGAUAACCCACGCGGGAUGUUGGGAGAACACGAGAAAAGCUUGUAAAUCACAAGCUAAAGGUGAGUGAUUUACGGGUAUAAGCUUUUCGAGUGGGCAUCAUGCCGGUAAACUCAAAGAAAGUGUGGUCUAUUGCUUUUAUGAAAUAACUUUAAGUAAAACUAUUAGUUUACCGGCACAAUAAACCAUAGGUUUUAACUAAUCAGAACGCAGGUACUAUCUUAGGUAUUUUAUAAAUUCUCAUAACCUUAUCUUUUGGGUACUAUGUAUUGAUACUGAAAAUUGAUGUUGGUCACUCUUGUGGCGUUAAUUUUUAUUUUAGAUUUAUACCCCACUACUGGCAACAUUUACUUCUCAAGCAAAGUCAGAGUUGACUCUUUUGGUGAAGGUGCAGGUAAAUCAGUUCUAUUAACUAACCAGUCUCAUCACGUAGCAGUUGUAACUAGAUGCAGUAUCUUUGAAGUGUGCUGAAUAGUGUUUCAAGAUCACCAUCAAUUCUCUCUCUCUCUCUCUAAAAAAGACUUGAGAUUUAUUCAGAAGCAUGGAAAUAAUGAAAUUUAUUUCUGAAAAAAAACGUUUUAUGCUUGAUGUCACUGAUCAAUACUGCAUUUCGCCUGCUGUUAGUGAGAUGGCAUUGCUGCUGUCUGAGAUACCAUGUGUUUUCUUAAGACGUGAAAGCCGAGGAGCGUAACCUCUGCUUGCUGCAGCAAGAAUGUCGGGAAAGAUUUUUCCUUUUCCUCCCUCCCCUUUUGCUCCACUUUACUCUAUUUGAUGGCAGGUGUGGCCUCACUUUUGCUGCUUUUUAGCCUUUACACUGUGUAAAAAAAAGUUAAGGUCACUCAUAUUUUUUGCAGGAAUAUUGCUACGACAACAUGUCCUUCAUGAAAGUCUUCCAAAAGAUAGUGAUGCUUUUCUACAAAAGUGAGUAAUGAACAAUAAUAAGCAAGUAGCAACAUUAAAUCUUUGCUCCGAUACAGAGAUGCAAACCUCUGGAGAUCUAAAAACUGGAGGCUCUCUCUUUUUCUCUAGCUUUUACGGGGGAACCAGGCUGUUGUGCCAUCUUGGCUUUGUGAGCCUGCAAGUAAACUAUCCAUUUGGAAAUUUAACUGAGAGGCACAAGGUCUUGUACUUGUGUGAAUCUUAAGCAGUGUGUGCUGGGAUAGCUAGCUUUCAGAGCUCUUUUAGAAAGCAUACUCAAAGGCUAUGACCUUGCUUGGGAAUAAGAUGUUCUUAUAAUCUCAUGACCUAACCUCUGAUAUUGUGAUUGCUUUUUGUAUUCAGCUGAUGUAUUAAGUGAAGAUGCCAUAAUCAAGUGGUACAACGGAGGACAUUCAACAAAAGGGAAAAAUGUUUUCCUGGAACAGAUGAAGAAAAUGGUGGAGUGGCUUCAAAACGCUGAGGAAGGUAAGGUUUCAAUUCAAAACAAAAAGCCUCCGUUUGUCUUUACAUACCAGUAUCUUUUAGAAAAGUAACUGAUUUCUACUUUCUUGCCGGUCACUUCUAUUUGAGCACUCACAGAAAUCUUCUGAUGACCUUUACCACAAGACCAAUCACAGGCAAAAUCCUGAAACAGGCUGUCCUUCAUAAGGGUCUACUAUUUUAACCCUUUAAGUCCCAAUAGUGACUAACGUCAAUUUUCUCCUAACGAUAUCCAUACAAUAUCAAGAGAUUAGGUUGUGAGAAUAAAUAAAAUGAUCCCCUAUAGUAAGGGAAAAUGCUUUGAUCUUUUAUCAAAUUCUCUCAACUCGUUCAUGGAAGGAAAUGUAUGUCAAUCAGUUUGGAGAAUUUGUAUGUGUAUAUUGGGGCUUAAAGGGUGAAGGUUAAAUUUCAUCUGGAACAGAUGAGACUUAUACCAGUUUUCUUUUCUUGCACUAGAAAAGAAUUGGGAAACCACACAAACUUUGAUAAAAAAAAAGUAUGCUCUUUAGCGUCAGUUGUGAAAGAGAUCUUCCGAAUGUUUUUUUUUUUUUUUUUUUUUAGAAACUGGCUCAGAGGAAGAAGAUGAAGAAGAAGCCUAA
Messenger RNA from Porites lobata, 11763 nucleotides. The record is from the annotation of a GenBank genome assembly. NCBI's taxonomy places the organism in Eukaryota, Metazoa, Cnidaria, Anthozoa, Scleractinia, Poritidae.